Molecule: messenger RNA, 1848 nt
Organism: Botrytis sinoallii
Lineage: Eukaryota; Fungi; Ascomycota; Leotiomycetes; Helotiales; Sclerotiniaceae
Exons: 3
Coding region: 96-1811 (571 amino acids)
Biological process (GO): thymine catabolic process; L-valine catabolic process
Cellular component (GO): mitochondrion
Molecular function (GO): methylmalonate-semialdehyde dehydrogenase (acylating, NAD+) activity; malonate-semialdehyde dehydrogenase (acetylating, [NAD(P)+]) activity
Source: RefSeq, a predicted model, not a curated record
CUGCGCUUGUUCUUGAUGUGACGAUUCACGAUACUUUGAAGGAAUACGACUGAGUUCUCUUCAAAUAUUAUUUCAAACAAACUUUGUGAGCAAAAAUGCGUCGAACUUUAACCAAAGGUAUUUCAACUGCCACGGUUCGACAUACCUCCUCUGCAGUACGACCUAGAGUAGCAUUCAAUAUGCCAUCCUCCUCUGAGACCUCCAAAAUUGCUACUCGCAGACUCCAUGCCACAGCUCAACAUCUCAAACCUGCUGCAGCAUUAGCAUUCAAUGCCGACAAUUAUCCUACAACUCACGAGAAAAUUCAAGAUGUGCAGGAUACUCCUUACUUUGUCGACAAUAAAUUCCUCAAAUCCGAAUCUACACAAUUCAUCGAUUUACACGACCCAGCAACAAACAAUCUCGUAACAAGAGUACCACAAAGUACAGAUGCUGAGCUCAAAGCUGCAGUUGACAGUGCGGUGAAAGCAUUCCCAGGGUGGAAAAAUACCAGCAUAAUGGCAAGACAACAAAUUAUGUUCAAAUUCACACAGCUAGUACGGGAAAAUUGGGAUAGAUUGGCUGCCAGUAUCACAUUGGAGCAGGGUAAAACUUUUGCUGACGCAAAGGGAGACGUUCUUCGUGGAUUGCAAGUCGCCGAGACCGCAUGUGCCAUUCCCCAACAAAUGAUGGGUGAGGUCAUAGAGGUAGCAAAAGAUAUGGAGACCAGAAGUUACAGGGAGCCAUUAGGAGUUGUAGCUGCCAUUUGCCCAUUCAACUUUCCUGCAAUGAUUCCAUUAUGGUCUAUUCCAAUUGCGUGUGCAACUGGAAAUUGUCUUAUUGUUAAACCUUCCGAACGAGAUCCUGGUGCGGCAAUGAUUCUUGCUGAACUCGCCCAAAAGGCUGGAUUCCCCGAUGGAGUACUCAAUAUUGUCCAUGGUGCAUCGAAAACAGUUGACUUUAUUAUCGAUGAACCAGCCAUCAAAGCCAUUAGUUUUGUUGGAAGCAACCGUGCUGGAGAAUAUAUUUUUACCCGAGGUUCUGCUAAUGGCAAGCGCGUGCAAGCAAACUUGGGUGCCAAGAACCACUGUGCGGUUUUACCCGACGCAAACAAGCAACAUGCCCUUAAUUCAAUUGUCGGAGCAGCUUUUGGAGCAGCUGGCCAAAGAUGUAUGGCUUUGAGUACCUUAGUCAUGGUUGGAGAAACUAAGGAAUGGUUAUCUGAACUAGCCGAAAGUGCCAAAUCAUUAAAUGUGAAUGGUGGAUUUGAAAAGGGGGCGGAUCUUGGUCCAGUCAUCUCUCCACAAAGCAAGCAAAGAAUCGAAGAUUUGAUUGCAAGCGCAGAAGAGGAAGGUGCAACAAUCUUGUUGGAUGGUAGAGGUUAUAAGCCUGAAAAAUAUCCCAACGGAAACUGGGUUGGCCCUACCAUCAUCACCAACGUCAAACCUCAUAUGAAGUGCUACAUGGAAGAAAUUUUCGGCCCGGUAUUAGUAUGCUUGAAUGUGGACACUCUUAACGAAGCCAUCGAUCUCAUCAACGCCAAUGAGUACGGCAAUGGUGCAGCUAUCUUCACACGAUCUGGAGCCACAGCAACAGCGUUCCAAAAGAACAUCGAGGCAGGACAGCAGGGAAUCAAUGUACCAAUCCCUGUCCCUCUUCCAUUCUUCUCCUUCACUGGAAACAAGAAGAGUGUUGCUGGAGGUGGUGCAAAUACAUUUUAUGGCAAGCCAGGACUACAAUUCUACACGCAGCAAAAGACAGUGACCAGUUUGUGGAGGAGCGAGGAUGCAAUUUCUAAGUCUGCUGAUGUUUCAAUGCCUACACACAGCUAGAUGUUUAUGAUUAUGAAAAUUUAAUGAUUCCCAACCA